Chrysochloris asiatica (Cape golden mole) is the source of this 1239-nucleotide messenger RNA. RefSeq names its product TSPY-like 4 (gene TSPYL4). The coding region runs from base 10 to 1239 and encodes 409 amino acids. NCBI's taxonomy places the organism in Eukaryota, Metazoa, Chordata, Mammalia, Afrosoricida, Chrysochloridae. Gene Ontology annotation, molecular function: histone binding; chromatin binding. The record is from RefSeq and is a predicted model, not a curated record. The transcript has a single exon. Gene Ontology annotation, cellular component: nucleus; chromatin. Gene Ontology annotation, biological process: nucleosome assembly.
UCUACCAAAAUGAGUGGUCUGGACAGGAACGAUAAACUCCCUCUCGCUAAUAACCGUGACCUCGCUACUCCAGAUCCUACCCCGGGAGACCCAGACCCAAACCAGUACCCGAGGCUCGGAAGGGAAACUGAUGUGACACAGGUGAUGGCGGACAUGGCUGGAGUCACCUUAGAGACCACCGCGAAUUCUUUUGACUGUGGCUUCGCACUCCGCUUUCGAGUUCCUAUUCAUCGUAACCAGGGUCCGACCAAAGCCGUGCAGGAAAAGGCUGCACCUCCGACUGGACGCGCGAAAGCAGCUUCUGCCUCCGUAGCAUUUGACCGCAGCAUUAAAAAUGGUCGUCCUGGUGAAGAGCUGCACAGCUCUGCAGAGGAGAAGGCCCCGGAAGCCUGUGGCGCAGUAGGGUUGGGGUCUCAGAUGAUGGCUGGGGCGAAGGCCAAGGAAGUGACGACUAAGAAGUGCGCUGUCUUACCGGCCGCGGAAAAGAAGAGAGAAGCCGAGGGGGCGGUGGUAGUGGGAAAGAAGAUGUUACAAAAGGAAAGAAAAGCGGUAGGGGAGAUGAAAGAAGAAAAAGGGGCCAGAAUACCGAAGAUCAAUAACUGCAUGGAUUCAUUAGAGGCCAUUGAUGAGGAGCUGUCAAACGUAAAUGCCCAGGCUGACCGUGCCUUCCAUCAGCUGGAGCGCAAAUUUGGCCGUAUGCGAAGGCUCCAUAUGCAGCGCAGGAGUUUCAUCAUCCAGAAUAUCCCAGCUUUCUGGGUCACUGCCUUUCGGAACCACUCCCAGCUAUCACCGAUGAUCAGUGGUCAAGAUGAAGAUAUGAUGAAGUACAUGAUCAAUUUGGAGGUGGAGGAGCUUAAACACCCCAGAGCUGGCUGCAAAUUCAAAUUCAUCUUUCAUUGCAACCCCUACUUCCGAAAUGAAGCACUUGUCAAGGAAUAUGAGCGCAGGUCCUCUGGCCGAAUCGUGUGUCUUGCCACUCCAAUCCGAUGGCACCAGAGCCAAGAUCCCCAAACUCACAUCCACAAGAAUCGGGAGGGAAACACAAUCCACAGCUUCUUCAAGUGGUUCUCGGACAACAGUCUCCUAGAAUUCGACAAGAUUGCUGAGAUCAUCAAAGGGGAACUGUGGCCCAAUCCCUUGCAAUACUACCUGAUGGGUGAAGGAGCCCGCAGAGGAAUGCAAGACCCAGCAAGGCAGCCAGUGGAGAACCCCCUGUCCUUCAGGUUCCAGUCCGGCUAA